AUGUCAAAAAUCACUUCUUCCCAUCCUAGAGGGAAAGUAUAUUCUCUCGCUGAGGUGUCCCGACACAAUACCCGAAACUCAACGCUCGUCACGUAUUCUGGAAAAGUAUACGACUUGACAUCGUUCUUACCUGAUCAUCCAGGUGGAGAUGAUAUCAUAAUUGAAUAUGCAGGAAAAGAUAUCGGACAAGUAAUGUCUGAUGAAUCUCAGCAUGUUCAUUCGAGAGCUGCAUACGAGAUGAUGGAUGAGAUGGUUGUCGGGGAAUUGGGUGGUGGAGAGAGGAUAGUCAGUGAAGACUGGGUAGCGGACGAGAAUUUUCAUCCCGACGAAACCGACUUGUUAUCCGAUUACAACAUGAACAAAUUCAUCGAUUUACACAAACCACUCUUGAUGCAAGUAUGGCGAGCACCAUGGACAAAAGAAUAUUACCUUUCACAAGUACAUGAACCCAGACAUUUGAACGAAAGUGCAAGAAUGUUUGGAAGUGAUCUGCUCGAGCCAUUCACUAGAACUCAAUGGUAUGUGGUACCAUUGAUAUGGUGGCCCAUCGCUGCUUUCUUGGGUGUAUUGAGUGUUGGUCAAUUCAACAACUCAUCACUUUCCGCCAAAGACAUAUUACAAUUCCCACCUAAUUUCUCAGCUUUACCUACCGUAUCAGCAUUCUCACUCUCAGCAUGGUUCACGUGUUUCGCCUUGGGAGUGGUCAUCUGGACUUUACUUGAAUACACCUUGCAUCGAUUCCUUUUCCAUCUCGACUACUACCUUCCCGAUGCACCCUGGGCAAUCACAUUGCAUUUUUUGUUACAUGGUGUACAUCAUUAUCUUCCUAUGGACAGAUUGAGAUUGGUCAUGCCUCCUUUACUGUUCUUCCUUUUACAAACUCCCUUCACCAAAUUAGCUCAUCUCAUAUUCCCCAAAGCCAUCGCCAAUGGUAUCAUCAGUGGUUCUUUCGCAAUGUAUGUGAUGUAUGAUAUGGGUCACUACGCUUUACAUCACACUAAACUUCCGGCAUACCUCGCAGAGAUGAAGAGAUAUCAUCUUGCUCAUCAUUACAAGAAUUUCGAACUUGGUUUUGGUGUUACUUCCAAAAUAUGGGACUACGUCUUUGGUACUAUGUUAGUCACAAAUACGAAAUAA
Kwoniella shivajii is the source of this 1137-nucleotide messenger RNA. RefSeq lists its product as uncharacterized. Gene Ontology annotation, molecular function: iron ion binding; fatty acid 2-hydroxylase activity; heme binding. The transcript has 6 exons. Gene Ontology annotation, biological process: fatty acid metabolic process; lipid biosynthetic process. Gene Ontology annotation, cellular component: membrane; endoplasmic reticulum. The record is from RefSeq and is a predicted model, not a curated record. Bases 1 to 1137 code for a protein of 378 amino acids. Lineage: Eukaryota; Fungi; Basidiomycota; Tremellomycetes; Tremellales; Cryptococcaceae.